Molecule: messenger RNA, 1873 nt
Organism: Sorghum bicolor (sorghum)
Lineage: Eukaryota; Viridiplantae; Streptophyta; Magnoliopsida; Poales; Poaceae
Product: probable serine/threonine-protein kinase PBL10
Exons: 6
Coding region: 339-1595 (418 amino acids)
Biological process (GO): protein phosphorylation
Molecular function (GO): protein kinase activity; ATP binding
Source: RefSeq, a predicted model, not a curated record
GCCUCCCUUGCCCGCCAUUAACUGUCUCACGCUCCUCUCCCUCCCUCGCUUGUUCGGCACACUCCCUCCCCAAAGCGGCAGCCUCUCACGCGCUCCACCACGCCACCUCCCUCCACCCCCUCUCUAUAUACUCACACACUCUCCUGCUGUUUUCCGUCCACCCGCUUCGCAGCUCCCGUCCCAAAACCCUAGCCCCCCGGCGGAUCGCCGGGCGCCUCCGGUGCGUGCCCGGUGCCAGCGACGCGGCUCGUUUGAUCCGAUUGGUUGGUGGGGCACCCGCUCUCGCUGCCGCGCUUCGCUCCGGCGGUGCGGCGGGGGGGAGCACCGAGCACGCGGAAAUGGGGAACUGCUGCUGCUGGGGCGCGCGGAUCAAGGAUGGGAGCCCUCACCCUGGCACCUCAGGAAUGUUCUCGAAGAGUGGUGGUAAGGAUGGGAGUAGGCUUAGCGGCUGUAGUAGUCGAGCCUCUUCAGCUUCCAUGCCAACAAGUGCCAAGACUGAAUGUGAAAUCCUGCAAUCAGCCAAUGUUAAGGUCUUCACCUUCAAUAAUCUCAAGGCAGCCACAAGGAAUUUCCGUCCUGAUAGUGUUCUAGGUGAAGGAGGGUUUGGAUCUGUCUAUAAAGGAUGGAUCGAUGAAAACACAUUAUCGCCUUGCAGGCCUGGCACUGGAAUUGCUGUUGCUGUGAAAAAACUCAACCCUGAGGGUUUGCAAGGGCACCGAGAAUGGUUGGCGGAAGUUAAUUACCUAGGUCAGUUCUGUCAUCCCAACCUUGUCAAGCUGAUUGGAUACUGCGUAGAGGAUGAGCACCGACUGCUAGUAUACGAGUUCAUGCCCCGUGGGAGCUUGGAAAAUCAUCUGUUUAGGAGAGGCUCAUACUUCCAACCUCUGUCAUGGAACCUUAGAAUGAAGGUUGCACUUGGAGCAGCAAAAGGACUGGCUUACCUUCAUAGUGCAGAGGCAAAAGUUAUUUACCGAGAUUUUAAGACUUCCAACAUCCUCCUUGACACAGAUUAUUCUGCGAAGCUUUCUGAUUUUGGAUUGGCUAAGGAUGGUCCUGUUGGUGAGAAGAGCCAUGUGUCCACAAGAGUUAUGGGAACAUACGGUUAUGCAGCUCCUGAGUAUCUUUCAACAGGUCACCUAACUACAAAGAGCGACAUCUAUAGCUUUGGAGUAGUGCUUCUGGAGAUGCUGUCAGGCCGCCGUGCCAUUGACAAGAACCGCCCCCAGGGUGAGCACAAUCUUGUGGAGUGGGCUCGACCUUACCUCGCACAUAAGCGCAAGAUAUUCCGCAUUCUGGAUACCAGGCUGGAAGGUCAAUACAAUCUCAACAGUGCGCAAUCAAUUGCUGCCCUUGCUCUUGAAUGCCUAUCCUACGAAGCUAAGAUGAGGCCGACUAUGGAUGAUGUGGUCACUAUUCUACAAGAGGUCCAAGACUCCAGUGAAGCUGAGAAGCUUCAAGAACCCAAGGCUGGAACCAAACAGGCACCUGCUGCUGUGACUGCUAGCAAGAGCACUCGCAAUCCUCGCCGGAGAAGCCUGGCAGGCACAAAGGAGACUGUUGGUCCAAAUCCAAAACCAUUGGCCCAUUCUCGUUAGCAAGGAAAAGCAUUAAACUUGGUCAGGUCGUUAGCUAGACUGUAGCUUGUGAAUAUGCUCUGGUCUGUGUAUAAUGAGGGUAAUCAGUCUUUUGGUAACAAGUCUUUUCGUUUUUAUCGUGAGCUGCUCGGUUUCAGCUUGACUGGAUCUGUAUGUCGAAACCCAUGGCAUCAAGAGAGAGCUCAUGUUCCGAGUUGUUAACCUCAACCGAUCGUCUUUGUUGCCGGCUGCAUUUGCAUGUUCCGAAUCUUUAACCUGAAUCGGCUGCAUUUGUUCCA